Molecule: messenger RNA, 233 nt
Organism: Protopolystoma xenopodis
Lineage: Eukaryota; Metazoa; Platyhelminthes; Monogenea; Polystomatidea; Polystomatidae
Source: the annotation of a GenBank genome assembly
AUCCUAUUCUUACUACGUUGAGGUCUCCUAUGACCAGUCGAAGUGGCACAGAGUUAUUGACUACCGCGCUUUUCUCUGUCGUUCCUGGCAAACACUUCACUUUAGUUCACGUGUCAUUCGUCAUAUUCGUAUUGUUGGCACGCGUAAUACUUUCAACCGAUUAUUUAAUCUUGUCACUUUCCAAUGCUAUUAUACGGACGCUAUAUUCACCCCACUCAACGGCUUCAUGGUAA